AAAGGCAUGAGGCUAGCACUCUAUUCUGUAUUGUUACAUUCUUUUUAAAUAUUCUUGUUCUCUGUGGUUUGGCUGCUGGGCUCCGGCCCUGUUUGCAGAAGGACUGGCAGAAAAGUGAGGUGAACCAAGCGAGCCAAGCCUCUGCUCCAGAAGCUACACCGUGUUGGUGUGUGGGUCAGUUUAGGAUAGCAGCUCAAAGUAUGGAAAAUCGUUCCUAUUGCACAUUUUACCUUCUCACCUACUGUAGCUUCCUGUGUUUGUUCUGACUGUACAUGUGGUUACUAAGAAGAGGUUUAGGAGCAGAGACUUCCGGAGUUCUCUCCAGAAUGGACUUCUUUGUGUUGUCUAGUUAACGAGAUCAAGCCAGGGAUAAUCAAGAGUAUUAGCAGAGUUUCCACACCUACUGCUGGCCUGACUGACACAGACGUUUGGCACAUAUUCACUCUCGACAGGACAACAUCAACAUCCUUCUUAAGGCUUGUGCCUGGACUUAAAGAAGCCCUUCUUUUUCAUCCUGGGGACCUGCAGGACAUAUACACAAGUGCAACUGUCAGGCACUUGAAGAUUACGCUUCUCAACGGGGCAGUGUAAGAGACAGCGCCAUUGGAGACGGCUGGUACUUUAAAAGACACAAGCUCUACCCACUACAGGCUGCAAAGCAAAGAGAGGACUCAUUGGACUGCUUGAACUCACUUGACUCUGGGACUUGCAGAAAAUCCCCAAGAUACCCCAAGACUCAAAAACAGCACUAAGUGCUGUCUCAGUUACCCUGAAACAGAGCUGGUUUUCAUGAUGGCAGAAAGCAAGGAGUAUCGCCGUUCGCUGGUGGUCACUCCAAAGGCCAACACUCAGUUCAACCAGUUCCUGCCAAGCAAAGAAAAGCAGACGGGCUACGUUCCAGCACCACUACGCAAGAAGCGCUCUGACUAUCGCACUGAUGAAAACAGACGCAGCUGGGCCAGUCCCAUGUUUACAGAGGAGGAUGGAUCUUUCUCUCGGAUAGGCACAGGCUCGUCCUCCAUCAAUGAACUAGGCACUCAAAGUUCUACACAAGUUGCCUGGCCGUUCGGGUAUGAGAGCAGUGAUUCAGAGGCAGACCGUCCAGACCCUGACCUCCUCCUUGAUGAUUUGGCCAGCCGCCGGUUUCACACCCCAUCUGUCAUCACUCCCACCAACUUUGCAUUACCCAUGACCUCAGGGGAUUCCACCACUAUGCCCCAAACCACCAGGCCAAAGGUUAUGCUUACUAAUGUGCCCCGACCAACGUUGACCUAUCUCAGCAGUGAAACUAGACCUCCUCAGAAGGCUGCUAGGAGGUCUGCAUCUGCUGAUGUCUACAUGUAUGAUGACUCGGCGGAAGAAGAUGAUGAGAUUGGUUAUGCUGAUCCUGUUCAGGAUGACCUUUAUGCUCGUAAAGUGGGCCUGACAGUAUCCCAGCCCAUUUCCACUGUACACCAUGAUAAAUUUCUCCCAAAGUUCUGGACACCAGAGGAAGACAUACAUGUGCAGAAAAUCAGACUGGGCUCUCAGCGUCGGCCCUGGUACAGAAAGAUCCAGGGUUUCAGUCAGAAGAAGUCUGGCUCAUCCUCAGAGGACUCCGACUGUGAUGUCAGUCCCCGGCACUGUGUGUCCUCUCCCUCUCAUUCUGAACCCACUUCCUUACACGCACAAACUUCACAGCUCAGUCCCAUCACUCCCAGUCCUACCACACAGCCACUCAUGCUCAUGCAACAGACUUCUGGAGCCCAAAGGUUUCAGCUCCCUGAUUUCUGGCCCAGGCCAGACCCCACCUCAGGUCCAAGACUUAUUAAGUGCAAGAGACACCCAUUAUUAGGGCGGGAGCACCCUAACGACCCCUACAAUGUUUCUGAGGACAUUCUCCCUGACUUGGACAAUGAUGACAUGUUUAGCCGCCGCACAUGUGCCUUCAACUCUAACACUGAGCUGGCCAGGAUGAAAUAUGGGGGUCUACUUACCUCACAUCACAGGUCUGAGCCAUCUAUCAGAGUGGUUACUCAGCACAACGAUGGCAAAUCUACUUACCCUGACAUUGAGAAAGACGAUGUGCUCACCCGCCGGUUACAGCAUCAUUCUACGCUGCACCCUCUUUCAGGAGCACCUAAUAACUAUCAUCCUGUGCCUAUUCCUGAGUCCUGGGCCCUGCCACAGAAACUUCAGGCCAAGAUAUCUGCCCCAUGCCCACCAAUACAGGUGGCUGCCCAGGUGUGUGCAAAACAGAAGGGGGAUGCACACCGAAAAACAGAUGAUAUGCUAGUUAGGAAGUUUGGAAUUGUACAUGUCCAGAAUCCCACUGAGGUAUCUCAGAGGUCAUUUGGAACUCAAACAGGCCCAAGUGUGCCCUCAUCCUGCAGCGAGGAGGAUCUCCAAAAAUGGCAUGCCAUCAGAGAGGCCAGUCGCCUAAGAUAUAAGAAGAGGCUGAUGGUGGAGAGACUCAUGCAAAAGAACUCAGAGACUGAUGGGUCUGUUUCAUUGAGUGAUAUCCCUGUUGAGCAGGCAGUCCAAAGUGUACGCUAUGAGGAGCUGAAGAAGUUCCGUGAGAAUUUGAAGGAAAGUGAAGACAAGUGGCAGGAUGAUCUCAAUAAAUGGAAAAGCAGGCGCAGGAGUGUUAACUCGGAUAUCAUGAAGAAGAAAGAAGAGCGAGAACAGAUCGAGACACUUACUAUAGGAAGCAGCACGAGGAAAUCAAAGACCUUCAAGGAAAUGGAAGAGGAGAGGGAAAGCCAAACACCGGGCUUCAGGAGUCGCUUUGCAACCUUCUCCACUUCUGAAGACCAGGAUGUCUUUGAUGAACCAACACCCAAGACCAGGGUUUUACCAAGCCGCAGCAUGACCAUUGAUACUCCCUUCUCCCUGAGGCAAUAUAAAGGGGGCUCUCUGCCCAGUUUGGCAGAUGAUGAACCUGAGGCUGGCAGCCUGGUAUCCGAUGAGGUAGAUGCUCCAUCUAGUCCUGUCCCAUCCAGCUUAGGGAGCACUCUAAAUACAAGUCAAGGAAAACAAACUAGCAUCUCCAGCAGCCACAACCUUCUGGAUGAUCCAGUUCCAACCAAUGUCACCAGCAAACCCAGUCUACUAGUGCCCAUCAACACCACUCAGUCAAGUCGCACCAGCACCAUCUUCAGCAAUCCUCCACUGGAAGCCAACAGCAGCUCAAAACCAAUUACAAAAUCCAGCAACUUUGUUAGCCCUGUGCCUGCACCUAGGCAAUUCCAAAGCCAGCCUUCACUGCAUAAACCGGUCUCAGCAGCAACCAAACAACCCAUUGCACCUCAGGUUUCUGCCUCACUUCCCAGGAGCUACCAGAAAUCAGAUAGUGCACGGAUCACUUCUGUCGUCACUCCCAGACCUUUUGGUGCCCCAAGCACCAAAAUUACCUCCUUGCCACGUGCCUAUACGGUGGAUGACUCUCGGAAGCGCUUUAAUGGUGAGACAAACAGUAGUAAGCAAACUACAGUUCCUAGCCGUUAUGCACCAUUUGUUAAAGAAGAUGAGGUUAAUUCCCAGACCAGUUCUGUUCAAAGCAGUAGUGAGGAUACAGGGGAGGAAGAGGAGCAAGUGGUUCCCCCUCCUCAGACUUCCUCAUCUGUCACUCCAGUCAGCCGUGUAGCCCCACAACCCAAAGCAGUGUCUCUUUUAAAUAGCUCACAGCAGGAAAACUACAGUGAAAUGAGGAUCAGCCUGAACCAGAAACCCAAGAGCAGUCAUGACUUUGGCUUCCAGACUAACUGGGACUCCAUGGGGGCUGUUGUUAAAUCUUUACAACCAGGUAGUCAAGCAGAGCUGUGCCACCUGCAGGUCGGGGAUCAGAUCUUGGCAGUUAAUGGGCAGAAGGUGGCAGACAUGAGCUACGAGCAGUGGAAAAGGAACAUGGAUGAAGCCCUGCAGCAGGGUAGCCUGUUUAUGGACAUUCGCAGACAGGGAAAGAACAAUUGGGGCAAAGACCUACCUUCCCUAUCAUAUAAAAGCCAUAAGGUCAUCAAUCUCACCAGUGCGGAUCCUCUAGGUUCCCCUGAGCCAAAUGCCAACAUGAGCUUGGACUUCACCUCACGCCCAGCCAUGGAUCCCACUGUGAAAUCUCUGAAUGUCCGCUCCCAGCCUGUCAAUAGUCUGCCUUCCAAUGGCAUUAAUGGUGGAACUAAUGAGGAACCUGUGAUUCUGAGAAACAAAGAACCCAUUUCUUUAAAAAACCUUAAAAGGAGAUCGGAGUUUUUUGAACAAGGUGGAUCUGAAAAUCAAAUACCAGAUCUACCAGUUCCCUCUCUGUCAGCCUCCUCUACUCGCUGGUCCUGGGACCCAGAGGAAGAGCGCAGGCGACAGGAGAAAUGGCAAAAAGAGCAAGAGCGCCAGCUCCAGGAAAAGUAUCGACGAGAUCAAGAAAAGCUAGAGGAGGAGUUUAGAAAAGCCCAGCAAGAGGCUGUAACAGAAGGCACAAAACAAUAUCAAGAGGAGUUGAGGAGCCUUGAGCUGGAGAAGGAGGCUUCAAGACUGGCCCUCAAAGAGGAGGAGGAGAGGAGGAGGAGAGAGGAGGAGAGGAAAAGAAAGGAGGAACAAGAGCACCUUGAGGAGGAGAGGAAAAUAAAGGAGGACCUGGAGCGCCUUGAGGAGGACAGGAAAAGAAGGGAAGAGCAGAAAAAGAGGAUAGAACAGAAACGCCUGGAAGAGCAGAGAAAGAAGGAGGAAGAGGAGCAUAAACAAUGGGAGGAGGAAAACCGAAGGAGAGAGGAAGAUGCACAGAGACUGCAGAGGAAAAGAGAGGAAGAUGAGGAGAGGAGGCGCCAAGAGGCCCAUCAAAGACUUCAGGCAAAUGUUGUGGAGUAUACUUUUCCUGAGCUAUCCUACUCACACAGGGCCAAGUCCAAAUCUACUCCAGAGCUGGAUGACAAUGACAAAAAUGAUAUUAAAGGUGUGUAUAGCAAGCACAGGGGCCUGGCAGGUUGGCUUCUGGAGGAAGAGUUACGAAGGAAGAAAGAUCCUCAUAUCCUGAGACAUCAGGCUGCAUCUGAGCUGGAACUAGAGAGGAGAAACAUCCUUAGUGCUAUGAGAUACAGUAACCCAGAGAGAGCCGUAAGCAGUGGUCUGGGUGAGAGCGCUCUGUAUAAGUCCAGCCAGAAUAAGAAAGAACCAUUAUCUCAAGCUGAAGCGGAACGGCAGCAGAUCAUUCAGGACAUGAAGAAGAAGACUUCAUUGCUGACAGACAACAGCUGGAUCCGUGAAAGUGCAGUCGACAAUACAAACAAACAGCCAAACAGCCUUCCCAUGAGGAGAGGUGAGUCUCUGGACAACCUGGACAUGACGACAAACCGGCCUUCCUGGAGGUCAUCAUGGACUCCAGGCACCACUUCCUCCAUUCCAGACUAUAGCCGUCCUUAUUCAUCUCUUACUGAUUCUUCAAUCCAAAGUGGACGUCCAGGUGCUGCCACAGUGCCUUCAUAUCAAUCUCUGAGCUCCCAUAGGCCAUCAUUGCCCAAUUCCACAUCCAGCACUCGCACAAAUCCUGAGAAUCAGCCAUCCUCACAAAACAGGUCAGUCAGUGGCAAGAAAAUGUGUACUAACUGUGAUAUGCCACUGGGCAAAGGAGCAGCAAUGAUCAUCGAGUCCUUGGGGCUCUGUUAUCAUUUACAAUGCUUUAAGUGCAUUCAAUGCAAAAAAGAUCUUGGCGGCAAAGAAAGUGGUGCUGAAGUCAGGAUACGAAACAAACAGCUCUUCUGUAACUCCUGCUAUAUCCAAGUCAAAACAGGGCAGCCCACUUCCAUGUGACCUCACUGGAUUAUUGCAGAUUGAGGAAGAACCUGGCCCAGAUACAUAACCAUGAACACUAUAACUAGAGCUAUGCAUGAGGACAACACUAUGGGAUGACGGUCAAAAUUACACAAUAAACAUCUGUGAUUCCUUUUUUACCUAAUAGAGGGGGAGAGGUAAAGUUAUACGUUUCCGUAAAAGUAUUACUGACUAUGCUCGCACAAAGUACAAUUGGCAUGCAUUCACUUAGAAGCUAGUAAUCUAUUUGAAAUUAUUAUCAUUGUGUUCUUCAUAAAUGAAAGCUCUGGAUGAUUUGUCAUGAGAGACAUAUGUCAUGAAGGUCUGUUUUGUAGUAAUUUUUGGAGUGUUAGAAUCUGCUGGUUUUCUCAUUGCUUUUCAAGUCUAUCUUCAUCAGAUGUCUGCAUGUUACGGUGUGUCGCAAAAUCCUGUUAUCUAUUAAUCAUAUAUUUGUGAUGGGGAAAGACUAUUUAGAAUACAUUUAUCAAGAAUAUAUUUAAAAGUGGCAUGGUUUGUAGGAAGAGUUUUAUGGAAUCCAUUUAAGACAUUGAAGUGAGAUUUCCCACAAAGUAAAAAUCUUAUACAUACAAAAGGAAUUGUAUUCACCAAUAUUUGUAAAUAAAGUGACCAAAUCAAAAUGUAUGGCUUAGUAUAAAUCAUUUAAUUGAUCCCCAGCUUAGUACCACAUACUAUUAUGAGCUUCUGAGAUGUUUAUUUAUAUAUUUUACUUCUUAUUGUGUUGUUGUGUCUACUGUAUGCUGUGUGUAUCUAAAGAGUUCUACACUUCUCAGCACAAUGGGUUAUGUGUGCAGAUUAAACAUGGUAUGGACUACAUUUGAUUAACUUA
This is a messenger RNA of Ictalurus punctatus (channel catfish), 6622 nucleotides long. It is a transcript of the gene lmo7a, whose product is annotated as LIM domain 7a. The record is from RefSeq and is a predicted model, not a curated record. The coding region runs from base 790 to 5775 and encodes 1661 amino acids. Gene Ontology annotation, molecular function: protein binding. Gene Ontology annotation, biological process: regulation of cell adhesion; regulation of signaling. The transcript has 31 exons. Lineage: Eukaryota; Metazoa; Chordata; Actinopteri; Siluriformes; Ictaluridae.